GGGAACCUGUGGGUUUUAUCUAUUUUCGUUAUUACGUCAAAUAGUGUAGGUAGUGAAUGAAUUUGUGGUUUUUUGAUUUCAGUGCGGUGAUUAAAAUAUAAAGUGAAGAGAGAAAUGAUUAAUGUAAUGUUGUAAUAAUGACAAUAUCAAUGAAGGAACAAGAGCCUGUGCCUGGGGAGAUCUCAUUUCCUCUGGGAAAAUUGAGAAUCUUAGAAGAAAAAAUUUCAAGCCCUCGUUGGGUUGUGCCUGUGUUGCCUGAACAGGAAUUAGAGUGUUUACUUAUUGCUGCCACAGAGCUUGCAGCCAAAGGUGAAGAUGUUAAUAACCCAGGCUGUCAGCGUUUCUACAAUGAUGCUCUCACAUUAUCAUUUACAAAGAUUCUUACUGAUGAUGCAGUAUCAUCAUGGAAGAUUAAUAUCCAACAAUGUGUGCGUUCAAACUGCGAGAAACUUGUUAAAUUAUGUGCCAUGAAACUUGAUGAUCCUAGAUUCUUGAAUCUUCUUUCUAUGGCACUAAAUCCUAACAAUAAGUUUCACACAUUUAACGCGUCAAGAACAUGUGAAGGCCUAACAACAUCUACUUCACCGGCCAAUGGUCAAGGAUCUACUCAAGAGCCGGAGGUUUAUGCUAAGUCACAAGAUCACAGAACACCCAGAGGAUGGCUAGUUCAUCUUAUUAAUGUAUUUGGCCAGAGUGGUGGGUUUGCGAAGAUAAGGGAACGAUUUGAAAUCAUAAUGGGUUUCAAAAAGACAGAACUGACAACAUCCGUGAACGAAGAGAAAGUUAUCAAUGAGAUCAUCGAGAGUGAGGAUCAGAAGGUGGAUGUCACUGAUAGCAUAAUCAGCAGUACUGACAAUAUGGAGGGUUCAAUUUCGUCUCGUUCUGAACAGCCGUCUUCUCUAGAGAUGUCAACAUCAGGUGAGAGCAGAGUUGCAGCUGUAUGGCAAUUACUGAAGCCGCUUGGACUAUGCCACGAUCUGCUGACACCUCACACUGUCACCGUUUAUCUGUUGCCAGUUCUGGAAUGUAUUCCGACCCUUCUAGAAAGUCUGACUGAUGACGAGUUGAAACGCGAAGCGCGAGGGAGCGAGAACAAGACUGAUACAGUAUCGUGUUUGAUAAAGGCAUGCAAAUAUGUUUCUGUAAGGACACCGAACUAUCACAGCCUACUUAAAUCUUUGGAAAUGUUCCGGCUGAAGAUGAUACUGCGGUUAUUACAAAUGUCGUCGUUUAAUGGGAAAAUGUCCGCGUUGAAUGAAAUAAAUCAACUUAUAAGUACGAUGUGCCAACAGCCUAAGCCGGAAUGGUUGACGCCGGCUGUUAUAACGACGUGGAUAAGAGAAAAUGGAGUAGUUGAUAUAGUAUUACGGGAUUCCUUACACCAGCCCCAAUAUGUUGAACGGUUGGAGAAAAUGCUUAGGUUUAUGAUUAAAGAGAAUUCCCUCACAAGAGAAGACCUAGACGCAAUAUGGAAGGCCCAGCACGGGAAACAUGAGGCGAUUGUUAAAAAUCUUCACGAUUUAUUGGCUAAGUUGGCUUGGGACUUUACGCCUGACCAGUUGGAUCAUCUUUUUGAUUGUUUUAAGGCCAGUUGGUCUACAUCGAGUAAGAAACAAAGUGAUAAAUUAUUAGAAGUGAUAAGGAGGCUGGCUGAGGACGAUAAGGAUGGUGUUAUGGCGAAUAAAGUGUUAGUACUGUUUUGGAAUUUGGCGCACUCUGACGAUGUCUGCACAGAAAUUCUCGAUUCCACUUUGGCAAAUUUCAUCAAAAUACUCGACUAUAGUUGUAGUCAAGAUCGCGAUGCGCAGAAAACGCUUUGGUUAAACAAAUGUGUGGAGGAACUGAAGAGCAACGAGAAGUGGGUGUUGCCAGCAUUAAAAAUGAUGCGUGACAUAUGUUGUCUGUACGAAUCCGGUGGGAAUGCGGGCGUGAGGCCUCAUGUGACGCGGCAGGAGUUAAUAGAUCGACUACAGACGCAACAUUCCCUUGUUAUUUUGGUCACAGAUUCGCUCACACAUUAUAUGGACAUGGUGCGGGAGAAGAUGACGGCGGAUAGUGAACUGGAUUGGGACAAUUGGUUGCCAGAUGGAAGAUAUCCUCACGCCGCGCAAGUACACGAACGUCUCAGUUUUCUACGGUUUCUCUUGAAGGAUGGACAACUUUGGCUAUGCGCUGAACAGGCUAAACAGAUUUGGGUGUGUCUAGCCGAAAAGCCGGCGCACAUCGGCGACCGUGAGGCGUGUUUUCGCUGGUUCAGUAAACUAAUGGGCGAGGAACCAGAUUUGGAUCCAAAUAUAAAUUUACAUUUUUUUCGGCAAAACAUAAUGACGUUGCUACCAAAUCUUUUGACUCACUCGGGGAUAAAGUGCUUUGAGAGAUUUUUCAAAGCCGUGAAUUCAAAGGAGGGUAAAUUGAAGGCGAGACGGCGGGGGUUCCUGCUAAACGAUCCAGAUCUCAUUGGAUUGGAUUAUCUGUGGAGAGUGAUAACAGAGUGUGACGAUGAGAUAUCGAGUCGUGGUAUAGAGUUGCUCCGUGAGACGUGCACGUGCACGGGCCCGUCCCUAUCGCCCGCUCAACAGCACGAGGCGUUUCUCACACAGUGCUGUGCGCGUACGCAGAGGCUGCAUAGCGAAAUGGUCGAUGAAGACGCGUCGGAGUGUUGUACAAAAAUGUGUAGAGUGAUUCGUGCCAUACAAGAAUAUAUAAACGAAUGUGAUCGAAAGUUCUCCGCCGAUCGCCAGAUAUUGCCGAUAUACAGAUCGGGCAGAGGGCGCCAGUGUACAAUUAUAGUGAGAUUCAACUUUCAAACGGGCCAAAGGCAGAUCGAUGAUAUCGAACUGUUUUCACACUCGAACGAGACGCUGCAUUCGUUGCGUGUGGCUGUGCAAAGGCGGUUAAAGUGCUCGUCAGAGAGCAGUAUUAAACUAGAAAUGUAUAUAAAUAAGGUAGAAUUAUAUGUAAAUGGAGAACUUUUGGACUCGAGUCAUGACCGGAAGAUUCUCUCACAAAUACAUUUAAGGGACAAAACCAUAUUGGUUGCUAAGGUUUACGAUGGGCAGGUAUGCGGCAGUGGGGGAUGCGGUUCGUCAAAUGAAUCGAGUAGCGAUAGUAGUGCAACGUCCCCACCGCUGCCACCCACUGCGGAGCACGCACUACCGGGAGUUUUAUUCGCACAAGGAACCUGGUACCUCCCGUUCAUUCUGGAGUUGGAACACAUCGGCAUCACAAAGGGGCACGCUCCAUUGACUGAGGCAGCGCAUUUGUUGUCACAAAUAUGCCCACCUCAUAAGCUUACUGUAGAGAAACUAACAGAGGCACUCUUGUCUCGAGACGACUCCAAACUGAAAGAUAUAUUGUACGGACCAUCUCCUCCCACCGUUGCUUAUAAUAUAGAGGUCUUGUACAGUAUGGUAAUGCCGUCGUCCGAUACGAGACUGGAGCGAAACAGAAGUUUUCAGUUGGCCUGUGUGAAGAAGGCCCCACUGUUAGUCCAAUGUCUGUCUAAUGGGGAAUUUCUGAAGGGUGCCGCACCUCAUACCAGAAGAGUCGGAUAUCUAGCUCUGGUAAGACUGGCGAAGUUGGCUCUGUACACUCUGGGACACCUCUUCGAAAUUCUGGCACCAGAUGGAACAGAAGCGGCGCUUGAUAAGGACUUUAGAAUGGAUGUGACAAUACUACGCGAGGCAUUGCAGUCAGUCCCAAAUCAAAAUUGCGAGAUAAUUGUUAAAGCGAUUGCUGAGAAACUCGCCAGUACACUUGCAGAGCAGGUGGUAACAAGUGGUGAAGACAGCGAUUCGGUAUCGUCACUUGUAUGGUGGCGAGUGCCAACAGCAGCGACGGUACGGGCGUUGUACGCACUCACAUACUCUGUGGCACAACCCUUGGAAGUCACCGGAUUGGUGCACUCUGAUGACGUCACACUGGUCCGAGAGUGUAUGGAAGUUGUGACGAUAUGUAUGGCCUUUGGAGGUGGACAUCUGGAAGAUCUGCUGCAUGAGUCGUGGUGGCAGGACACGGCUUUGUACUUGAUGAUUGACUGCCCGAGUGCUCAGGUACGAGUAUCGUGCGCAGAACAAUUGCUGUCUAUGUGCGGAUGGGGCGGCGGGGGAGGGGCGAGGGGGGCGCUGUUGGCCCUGGGGGGUGCGGGGGGAGCGGCCAAUUUGCCACGCCUCACUGAACAUUCGAGAAACGCCCAUCAGUUUCUUCAGCUCUUGUGCCGUCUGGUUGCCUUGGCCGGACCCACCGCUAAAACUUUGGAGGAUCUUGCUACUGAAGUGGCAUGGCUGCGGGUAUUACGCGAUAAUCCCGAAACCUUAGACGACACAUUGCUGGAGGGUCAUUUAAAUUUGACGAAGGAGCUCUUCACACAUGUUCCUGCUCAGGUGAAAUUCCAAUAUGGCGCGCAUCCGGACCACAAGGAUUCGGGAUUGUUAAAGGAAGUGGUUACUGAAUUUCUAUGGCCAUACUCAUGGGCGUGGUGUCGAAUGUCCGAAUACGACAGAGGAGAGGGUAGCGGUGAAGACAUUCCAACACCACUUUGCCGUACCGCCGGCUCAGUGGCUGCAGCCACGGACUUGCUGUUAUCCCUUGUGCAUGGAUGCCUGCCCAAUAUGGCGGCCUUGGCUAAUCUAUUGCAUUUAAUGUUCUAUAGCGAUAGGAACAUGCCGCUCGCUGAAUGGGAGUAUAUGCCGUGUGUUGGACCACGCCCCUGCGCGGGUUUGGUGGGAUUGAAAAAUGCUGGCGCCACUUGCUACAUGAACUCGGUUUUGCAACAAUUGUACUGCGUACGCGCUGUACGGGAUUCACUACUCACUGUACAAGGAGCGGCAACGGAUCCUAACGAUGACUUCUCUGGCGAGAAUAUGCAUCUUAAUAUGAUGGAAAAUAAUAUUGAGAAUAGCGCCGAGUACAACAUCACUAUACUGAAGCAGGUUCAGGCGAUAUUCGCACAUUUGCACUACAGCAAAGUUCAGUAUUAUGUCCCGAGAGGACUUUGGGCUCACUUCAGAUUACAAGGUGAACCAGUGAAUCUACGCGAGCAGCAAGAUGCCGUGGAAUUCUUCAUGUCUCUGGUCGAGUCUUUGGAUGAAGCCCUGAAAUCGUUGGGACAAGAGCAGUUGAUGGCUAAAACUAUGGGUGGCACUUUCUCAGACCAGAAGAUUUGCAAAGGUUGCCCGCACAGAUAUUGCAAGGAGGAGCCAUUUAGUGUGGUCUCAUUGGAUAUACGGAAUAUGUCGCGGCUGCAAGAGUCGUUGGAGGCGUACGUACGCGGCGAAUUGCUGGAGGGCGCUGACGCGUAUCAUUGUGAUAAAUGUAGCAAGAAGGUGGUGACAGUGAAAAGAUUAUGUUUAAAUAAACUUCCACCGGUUCUAGUCAUACAGCUUAAGCGAUUUGAAUACGACUUUGAAAGGGUGUGUGCAAUUAAGUUCAACGAUUACUUCGAGUUUCCGCGCGAUCUUGACGUCGAACCGUAUACAGCCUGGGGUCUGGCAAAGGCGGAGGGAGAGACCAUAUGGGAAGGAGGUGAGGAUUCUGAAAAGGACCCGCGGUGCACGGAGUACGAAUUGACCGGCAUUGUUGUUCACUCCGGUCAGGCAUCUGGUGGCCAUUACUUCUCCUAUGUGUUAUUGAGGGACACAGGUUCGGCUGGAAGGUGGGUGAAGUUAGAUGAUGGGGAGGUAUCGGAGUGUGCCAUGCAUGAUGAUGAAGAGAUGAAGUCGCAAUGCUUUGGAGGAGAAUACAUGGGCGAGAUAUUUGAUUCAUCGGUCAAAAGGAUAUCAUACAAACGCCAAAAGAGAUGGUGGAACGCCUACAUGUUGUUUUACACACGAAAGGAUACGAUCAACACCUCAUUGGAACAAACUAUGAAGAGUAUGACUCUGAAAGAAAGUACAAUACCGAAACCGAUAUGGAACUCGGUGCGUCGCAGCAACAUUGCCUUUUGUCACAACCAGGACCAAUUCAGUUUGGAGCACUUCAAUUUUAUGAAGAAAUUGUGUUGUAUGAGGCUGCACCCAGGAUCGCAGAGCGCUGUUUGGGGUCCAGAACACGAAGAGAUGUCAAUGCUGGCAGUGCAGUUGGCCACCAAGUUUCUCUUUCAAAUUGGCUUUCACACGAAGAAAAGUCUACGGGGUCCAGCGACGGAUUGGCACGAUAUAAUUUGUCAACAUCUGAGGUGCUCUCAGGCAGUCCGGGCUUGGUUUGCCACAGAUCUCUUCAAACAUACACACAGAUUAGGCGACUAUCUCCUCUCGUGUCCCACAAGCGAUGUCCGAAUAGUAUUCAUGAAGAUUAUCGUAUUCCUGGCCCACUUCUCCACGCAAGAUCCGCCAGUGAACAAUGGCUACAGCUCAUGGUGUAGCCGCGAAGAAGUGACAAGUCUGUCCGAUCAAGUAUUAUGUUGCACGCGUGCACUGGCAGCGCCAGAUGCGCAUACGCACCGACUGCCGCCGCAUCUGCCUUUGCUAUUUAACCUAUUCCACGCGUACGCUAUGCUGGGCUUGCAAGAGAAAUAUCAGCUGUUACGGCUGAAAAUUUUGGAUAUUGUCUUGUCUGUGUGCAUCGACGAUUCGUAUGCGUCACUUGGAAAAUAUCAAUAUCCCGAGUCGGCUAAAGUGCACCAGGUGGUCUGUGCGUUAGUGCGCUGCUGUGACGUAAGCAGUCGUUGCCAAUCGGCAAGUGCGGCCGAAGGGGCGUUGCCCUUGGCGAACCCGUACGCGGAGCCUCCGCCCGCGGGCCCUCGCCCUGCGCUCUCACCUGCCGCAGCAGAUGUACUCUAUAAUAAGACUGCUGCAUACAUGAAGAAACUCAGCGAGGAGUGCUGUGGCUGCGAAGAAGGUAUCAGAUUGAUUCAGUUCCUGUGCUGGGAACACGCGGCCUGGUCAAGGGCUGCCCUGUCGGAGCUCCUCUGGCAGAUGGCCUGCGCCUACUGCCACGAGCUGAGGAGGCACUGCGAUGCCCUCACCGCCCUAUUGCUGAUGGAAGACAGCUGGCAGCAGCAUCGUAUCCACAACGCCAUUAAGGGCGUGUCAGAGGAGCGUCAAGGUCUCCUAGAGACAGGUCUACGUGCACGCGGCCAUUACCAGAAGCGUACGUACGCGUGCGUGAAAUUGCUCGUUGGGGUGAUGUGUCGUACGCCACUCGCGAUACGCGCCAUACAUUCGCAGGCGGAGCCUCGACGCAGGUGGAGGCAGUUGCUCGCCUGGCUUCAGGAUGAACUGGAUCGGUAUGGAUCUGGAUAUGGCUCGUAUGGCACAUGGUCACCACCCGGAACAUCUAAUGAGACCUCUAGUGGGUACUUCCUCGAACGCAGCAAUUCCGCGAGGAAGACGUUAGAAAAAGCCUACCAACUGUGCCCCGAAGAGGAAGACGAUGAAGAGGAGAGCCGUGACCGAGACGGCUCCGUCAACUCUGGGGGCUCAGCCGAAGGGGGCGAAAGCGGGGAGGAAGAGCCCGAAGACCGACGGCCUCCGCUGGUCCUCGCGCCCCCUGACCCUCUGCCCCCUCAUUGAACUAGUCCCCCAUACACUCACCAUCAGCGAUAGGACUUUGUUUGAUAUUUUGAUUGUCUUUGUUGCUUCGUGUUAAGGUGCGUUUAUAAUGUAUUAUUGUUGGCUCAUGGAAUUUCCCCAUUACCCGUUUAGCGAUUUUUUUGUUUGCGAUGCGCGUUGCUUUGUAUUGACAACUUUCAGUGAACAGUUUGGUGAAGAAUUUUAGUUAUUUUGUGAUAUGAAAUGUCUGUCUGUAUUAAAAAAAUCUCAUUUUUAAAAUUUCUUAAAUAUUUUUAAAGUAUGUAUGUAUGCAAAAUUUAUAGAAAUUCAAUUAUGAAAUGUAAUACGUUUAGCUGUAAGGUGAUAAUCGCAUGUGGUAUAUUAGUGACGCGGGUGCGCUGACGGCCUUAUAAAAUUGAAGUUGUCGCGUGAGACAAUCUAGUCUUGAGUACUGCCAUAUAGAUAGUGGUACGUGAUUAGUUGAGCUUAAAGAAUUCGUUCGAAUUUUGAAUGUCGAACUGUCGGAUCUGUCAAAAAUGACAGUUCCCAUUUGACGUUGUCGUUGUUCGUACUUGGACUUGUCUCUGAAUCAUAGACUAGAGAAGAUUAUGGUGAGCACGCGCAUCGCUCUAUUUGUUCUGUGAUGUUAUGAACGUGUAAAGUUCGUCUUGAAGGGCAUUUGUUAAGAAUAUUUUGAUACUCGACACUUAAAUCGCUUAAUUUUAAGUUUUUUUUUUAAUUUCCGUAUCAAUAUUAAUGUUAUCGCAUUUAACACACGAACAUUGAAGAAAACCGGUAUAUUUUAGACUUCAAAAGUCGGACACAUAGGGCUGAUCACCUACAUACCUAUUUAAAAAUCAAAUGAUCGCGAAACAUGCUGACAUCUGAGGCCCAGACCUCAAAUGUUGGCGCUACUGCUUUUUGUUUUGUCAAUUACUUGACAAGUAGGUGAUCAGAACAAAAAUCUUGAAUUACAAAGCUAAUGACAAACAAACAAUAAUAUUUCUAUUGAUAUAGAAGUGUUAAAUUAAUUUCAUAUUCGUUAAGUAAAGGUAUAUCUACGAAUAACAGUGAUGGAAACGUAUUAAGCACAUGCGCAAAAGUCGAUUUGGUUUAGUCUUGUUUCACGCCGCGAAUAAUAAUAAAUCUAAAUAUCAAAAUUCAAACAGUUUUCUAGUUGGUACUUUUAAUUACUAAACAAAUUUUCUGGUAAUAAUCGAUCGUCGUUCAAGUUGCUAUACUAUAGAAUAUCAAUUAUAAAGAUAGCUGGAAACGAUUUGUUGGUUAAGUCGUAAUUGUAUUAAACAUGGUCGUAUUAAAACAUUUUCCUUAAUUAGUGUUAUCGGCUUGGCCGGUAAUUUUUUGAGUCAUUUCAACGAAGCAAGACUUAAGAAUUUAAAAUCGAAUCGUUUAAUAUUUAUUUAUUUAAUAUACGCGAGUUAAAGUAUUAACAAAAAUAUUUAUUCUACAGUACAAGGCAUAUUGUGUUAUUAAAAUUAGUUUUUUUUGGUUCAUACAUUCAUAGCAAUGUUAUUUGGUUUCGCGAACAAAAUUAUAGUAUUACAAUGCUAAAUUAGUUGAUAAGUAAAUUAUUAUGCGUUUUAUUAUAAGCGAGGCGUAUUUUAAUUAUAUAUUAUUAAAUAAUUGUGGUAAUUAUAAAGAAGUAUAACUAAACUAUUUUUACGGAUGGUAUUUAAGCGUAUACUUGUACGUUACAAGUUUUUAAACGUAUACUUGUACGUAUACAGUCUUGUUAAGUCAAUAUUAAGUUUCCAUCAUAUUUAUGUAGGAAGUCUAUUAAAGAAGCAUAACAAAACUAUUUUUACGGAUAUUUAAACGUAUACUUGUACGCUACAAGUUUUUAAACGUAUAUUUGUACGUAUACAGACUUUCUUGUCAAGUCAAUAUGAAGUUUCCAUCAUAUUUAUGUAGGAAGUCUAUUAGACACCGAACUAUUAAUAACAGAAGUAACUGUUCAGUUAAUAGUUAUGAGUUUAGGAUCUCUUUUAACCUACAUUAAUUAAUGCGGAAUUAGCACCAAUAACGCCGGUUAACAUUAACUGAAUAACAAAAGCGAUAUUUAAUGUUGAGUUUACGCGCGAUCGCGAUUGUGUAGUGGCCUAAGACGAACUCUACAAUGCGGUAAUCGUGAAUCUAUCGCUAACUUAUUAACACGUGUUUAGUAAAUGUAGAUAUAGUAUUUAAAUCACUAGUCUAACAAAUGUUGCCACUGUUCUGCUUGUAAUAUAUGUUAUUUAUUUUUAUAUUUCGUGAAGAUUGUAUAUUUUUUUUCUGUAUAGAAAAGUUUCCGGAUUCACUCGAUAUCUGGGAAAUCGAGGACUUAACAGUAAACGGAUAUGCAUUUUGAGUUUCUUUUUUCAGUGUAUGAAGUCUGAAUUAAUUUUUGCUCAUCUUGCACACUUUGUAGAACAUUUAUUUUCGCUUCGCUAGAUUAAGGAUUUUGAAAAUUAAUCGCUUAGUUUAUGAAGGAACGUGAAUGGUGCAUGGAUUGAUUACCAAAGAUGGGUUUAUGGGUUAUAUCGGCCCUCUUUCUCAUAGCUUAGUGACAGUAAUGUUUUGUAUCUUUUAUAUUCGCGUUAUUUUAACAAAAUUUAAAAUGUGAUCGAUUAGGGUUAGAUAGGUGAUGAAAAGUGCGUACGAUUUAUACUGCCAAUGUAAAUACGGAACCAUAUAGGGAUGCGCCAUUGCUCGGUACACUUGAUCGGAUAACUCGGCUAAUCUUUACUCGUAAAUAAACUUAACUAGAUUAGUCUGGUAAUUAUGUAAAUAUCUAUACAUGAGUCGAUUAGAAUCAACGUGUUUCUUGCAUAUAAUACAUUAAAUUACACCACUCGCUUCAGGCUAUAAAACCGGGCAAUACUCGGGUAACCGGAUAACCGGUUACUCGGUUAUACGGCGCGUCUCUAUUAACAUUUUGUUUCACAGCGAUUUCACGUCAACUGUAAAACAGCCAUCAUGAUUAUUUUAAACUUAAGUAUUCCUAAAAUGGACUUAAAUAAGCAUGGUGUGCUUAUGUAAUAUUGUAUUUAAUAGAUUUGUUAUAAGAUCGGUUGAGUUUUAUAUAGUAACGUUUCUAUGGCAAAUAUUUAAGGAAAAGCAUGUGACAUCAAGGAUGCGUUGGCAUUCAUACAAAUAUUAUUAAAAUCGAAAAAUAAAUUUUGAAAUUUA
Molecule: messenger RNA, 10679 nt
Organism: Pieris rapae (cabbage white)
Lineage: Eukaryota; Metazoa; Arthropoda; Insecta; Lepidoptera; Pieridae
Gene: faf
Product: probable ubiquitin carboxyl-terminal hydrolase FAF
Exons: 50
Coding region: 138-7511 (2457 amino acids)
Biological process (GO): protein deubiquitination; cell migration
Cellular component (GO): nucleus; cytosol
Molecular function (GO): cysteine-type endopeptidase activity; cysteine-type deubiquitinase activity
Source: RefSeq, a predicted model, not a curated record